Messenger RNA from Suillus subalutaceus, 369 nucleotides. RefSeq lists its product as uncharacterized. The record is from RefSeq and is a predicted model, not a curated record. The coding region runs from base 1 to 369 and encodes 122 amino acids. The transcript is spliced from 5 exons. NCBI's taxonomy places the organism in Eukaryota, Fungi, Basidiomycota, Agaricomycetes, Boletales, Suillaceae.
AUGUGGUUCCUGGUCAUUGAACCUGUUGCAAAGCAGGACGGGGAUCACUAUGAAUAUUAUUGUGCAGACACAAAGCAGCACGUCAUUGCUUGGUUUGAUGUGUUCGAUGCAAGUCUGCUUUUUCAGGAGUGUGGGCUCACACGUCUUGAGCUUGAAGCACAAUUUUGGAAGCAUGUCAAUUUCUUUCCACAUCAUUAUGAAAUGAGGCCUUCUGAUGCGAAUGAGCUUCGAGCUCACUUGGAAUGGUUUUUAGCAGUGCUUUAUUUUCGGAUGGAAUCGCACAGAGUCUCAUCUUUCAUCCAACAAUUUAAUGACAGAGGAAGGAGUAGCAUUUUGUGGAUCCUGGAUAAGGUCAUCAUCAAUUUUUAA